Andrographis paniculata is the source of this 1187-nucleotide messenger RNA. Its product is annotated as annexin D4. The record is from RefSeq and is a predicted model, not a curated record. Gene Ontology annotation, molecular function: calcium ion binding; calcium-dependent phospholipid binding. The transcript has 6 exons. Lineage: Eukaryota; Viridiplantae; Streptophyta; Magnoliopsida; Lamiales; Acanthaceae. Bases 58 to 996 code for a protein of 312 amino acids. Gene Ontology annotation, cellular component: cytoplasm.
GUUCUUCUUUCACGCUGAAGUUCAGAGAGUUUUUACAGAGAAGAAGACUUUUCAUCAAUGGCUGCCUCAGAUGAGAUUGGAUCGCUCGCAAGAGCUUUCUCAGGUAUUGGAGUGGAUGAGAAGACGAUGAUAUCGAUUUUGGGGAGGCUGCAUCCAAAUGAGAGGCAGAGCUUCAGAAAAGGCAGCCGCGACUUAUUCGUGGAAGAUGAGCGUCAAUUUGAGCGAUGGAACGAUCGCCACAUCCUCCGACUUCAGCACGAGUUCUUACGUCUCAAGGAUGCAAUUGUGGUUUGGACAAUGCAUCCAUGGGAGAGGGAUGGCCGGCUGGUAAAGAGGGCAUUAGAGGAGGUGCCUUUUCAAGCUGACAUCCUUAUUGAAGUUGCAUGCAGCCGAUCAUCCGACGAGCUCUUAGGCGCACGCCGAGCCUAUCAUUCCCUAACCGAUCGCUCCAUUGAGGAAGAUGUUGCUUUUCGCAUCCAUGGCCCCGAGAAAAAGCUCUUGGUUGCGCUCGUUAGCGCGUAUCGUUACGAAGGCCCCCGAGUGGAUGAAGAAGCUGCGAGAGCUGAAGCCAAGUCCCUUUCAGAUAUUCAUAAGCAAUUAGGCCUCCAAAUUGAUAAUGAGGAGGUUAUUAGGAUAUUAUCCACAAGGAGUAAACUCCAUCUCCAGGCCAUCCACAAGCAUUACAAGGAAAUCACUGCAGGCAAUAAUUUGGAUGAGGAUGUUGAUGGGUACUUGAAGCAGACAGUAGAAUGCUUGUGCACCCCUCACAAGUAUUUCGCCAAGGUAUUAAAUGCGUCGUUGGACCCGUCGGGGCAUGAAGAAAAGAAACAAGGGCUGACUAGGAUAACGGCGACUCGGGCGGAUGUAGAUAUGAAGCAAAUCAAACAAGAAUACCAUGAUAAAUAUGGUGAGGAUCUCUCCACAAAGGUUGCUCAAGUGGCUAAUGGCAACUAUAGAGAUUUUAUACUCACUUUGAUUAAUGCAAGAGAAUCUUGAUCGAUCGAUCAUUCCGUUUGUAGUAAUGACACUCAUUUUAUAUAUUUGUCUUUUUUUUUCUUUUUUUUUAAAAAUAAGAUUCUAUUGAUGUAAAAUUGUUAUAAAUGUGUUGUGUUGCGUGCAUUGAGUAUUAUUAUCAUUAUUAUUGUUAUUAUCAUCAUUUACUUUUAUAAAUUUUGUAUUGCUGAAUA